Molecule: messenger RNA, 402 nt
Organism: Penicillium cataractarum
Lineage: Eukaryota; Fungi; Ascomycota; Eurotiomycetes; Eurotiales; Aspergillaceae
Product: GFA family protein
Exons: 1
Coding region: 1-402 (133 amino acids)
Molecular function (GO): carbon-sulfur lyase activity
Source: RefSeq, a predicted model, not a curated record
AUGGCCUCUGGAAGCUGCGCAUGCCGCUAUAUCCGAUACACUACAACUACCCCGCCAGCGGAUCCUGUCUACUGCCACUGUGUCGAGUGCCGCAAACAAUCCGGUGCUCCCUACCAAACAUGGCUAGACUUCCCAAGGGACGCUAUUAAAUGGAGUGCCGAGCCAACUGUCUGGAGAUCUAGUGACACCGCAUCGCGUAGCUUCUGCCCACGCUGUGGUUCAACUAUGACGAUGACGCUGGAUAAUGAUCCGUCCACUACAGCUGUCGCUGGGGGGACGCUGGAUGUUGAAUCGGAGCAUUUGGUGUCUAGGCCUGGAAAGCAUAUCUUCUACAAGGAGAAGGCGGCUUGGUAUGAUGCGCCGGAUGAUGGGUCAAGGGUAUUUAAAGGGUGGAAUGAGUGA